AUGCAGCCAACGCCGACGGUAGGGGAUACGAAGAGCUUACUGUCUAGAGCAUCUAAGACUUCUAAAGGAGAGACCAAGCAGCUAGUCGGCGACCUCCAAACCAAGCUUGACGAGACGACAGCAGCACUAGAUGCAAAGACACGAGCCGUCGAUUCGCUCGAGGAACGUGUCCGGACACUCUCUUCGUCGCUGGAGGCAGCGCAAGCAGAGUCUAGCAACGCAGAUGCAGCCUUGCAAGCUGCGGAGGACGCAAAAGCGAAACUCCAAACCGACCUGGCUGAAGCGUUGAGACGCUCUGACGAUGCGCGGCACGACCAUGCGGAACAGUCUUCUCAGCUCGAGGAUGCCCGACGGCAGGUCGCUGAGUCGAUGUCGACGCUCGAGACAGAGCGCGCAGCACGUCUCUCGACUGAGCAACGCCUGAAGUCGGUCGAGGAAGAUCGCGACAAGCUGAAAACACAGCAUGGCCAAGACGAGGAAGUCAUCGCAGCCAGAGACGCGGCAAUACAGGAAGUAACUCGGCGGCUGCAAACCUUGGCCUCAGAGCUGACCACCACGCGCGACGAGCGAGAUGCGCAGUCCGACCGCGCAGCGGAUCUUGAGCUCGACCUCUCCAUCGUGACGAAGGAGCGCGCGGAGCUAGACCGACGAAGCGAGGACUACCUCUGCCGUGUGAAGGCGCUCGAGGCAGAGCUAGACAAGGCGGCGGCGGCUAUGGAGGAGAUGGCCAAUACGGUCGAGGCCAAGGAAGUCGACCUGCAGGCAGCGCGGGAAGACUCCCGCAGACUCUCCGAUGAGUUGGACGCCACCCGCGUUGAGUCGGCGGGUCGGUCGAUGCAGGUUGAAGAGCUGGCGGCUGAACUCGCCAGGAGCGCUGAUGCGCUUGACCAGGCGAAGGGCAGGCUCGUGCCGAUGCCGAUGCGCACCUUCGCAAACUCGAGGAGCUUGAGAAACGUCACGCACAGGGCUACGCUGAACUCGAGGGACAGGUUGAUAAGCUGGCAGCCGAGCUCCAGUAUAUGCAGUCGCAGGAAGAGAGCCAAGAGCGCGAGCUCCGGGAUGUUCACGCCUCACAUCAGAAAGAGAUCGACACAUUCGUCAACGAGCGCGAUGAACUCCAACACCGGUGAAACGACACUUCAGGAGCUGCAAGCUGAGUUGUCUGAGGCGGAGGGCGCUCUUGGGUCUGCCCUGCGGGAACUCGAUGCCGCCAAGGUUCAGCUGGAGGAAGCUGGUCAGCGAACGGCAGAGAUCGAGCGGGCGAAAGCUGAAGUCAUCGAAGGACUGUCCGCGGACUUGUCACACGCUCGCGAGUCUCAAGCCGCCCUUCGGGAGACCUUCCUUGCCACAGAUCGCCAUGCGAAGGAGCUGGAGAGCACCGCCCGGGCCCUUCAGGACGAGAUCCGACGAGCUGUCCGAUUGCUCGUCGAUAAGGCUGACAUGCAACGCAAAGCCGACGCUGCGUACUCGAGGGUCUCCGAGCUAGACCAGAUGGUCGAGGCCGGCGGCGUACAGAUCACUCAGCUGGAGAGGGACAGAGGAAGCGUACGCAGAGUGCAAGGCAGCGCUAUCCCACUCCUCGCAAAGGGCCAGGGCGUUGCAAAUGGAGUCCGACGCGAUCCGUCAAAAGAGCCUGGCCUCCGAAGGGAGAAAGAGCAGACAGUCGCUCGCCUUUCCGCCGAGCUCUCCCGGGCGUCGCAGCAGGCCAAGACGCUACAGACGGAGUUGGAUACCGUGCGCCCACGCCUCUCCGCGGCCGACGAGAAGGACCAGGAGAUCGCACGACUGUCCAAGGAGCUCGCCGAUGUCCGCGAGGCGCGGAACGCCCUAACCAAGAAGCUCAACACGAGCAACGAGCAAGCCCGUCGUCAUCUCCUGCAGGCCGAAGACAGCAACAAGAAGCGGGCGGACGAGGCCAAGCAGCUCCGCGCGACGCACCAGGCUGCCGUCGACGAACUCCAUGGCAAGCAUAGGUCAGCGCUGCAGCAGCAGGUAAAGCAGUCCCUCCAGGAAAUCGAGAAACGAGACGCUGAGCUCCGCGCGGUUCGUGGCGACCUUGCGGCCGCAAAUGCAGCUCUUGCAUCGGCUAAGCAAGACGUCAACACCUUGAAGGCGACGCUUGAGAACUACCAGCACAGCACUGGCUCGCUCGAUCGUACAAAGGACGGGAUCAUUGCGCAGCUUCACAAUGACUAUCAGGGGCAGAUAGCCGCAUUGGUGGCGGAGAAGGAGGAGGUGAUGCACCGCUGGAAUAUACAGAUCCGUGAGCUACGGGAGGAGCACGCUCUUCUUCUGCACGGCGUGGGUCGAAGAGAGCGCGUUGCCCGCGGCGUGGCUGCUGGACUCGGAGUCGCUGGAGCGAUGUUGACGCAUUUUCUCUUCUGACUAUCUAAGCC
This is a messenger RNA of Fomitopsis serialis, 2396 nucleotides long. RefSeq lists its product as uncharacterized. Bases 1 to 2385 code for a protein of 794 amino acids. Lineage: Eukaryota; Fungi; Basidiomycota; Agaricomycetes; Polyporales; Fomitopsidaceae. The record is from RefSeq and is a predicted model, not a curated record. The transcript is spliced from 8 exons.